CAUGCUGAAAACAUUCUUGUCCUCUGAAGUAAUCAAUUAAAAGCCUUGAACUUCCCUGGUUUGUCACUUCUUAAAGCCACUGACAGGAGUAUGCAGCAUGGAACAUCCUAAAUGCUCAGUGUAAGGAAAGAAGGAAAAAAAGAAAGCAGCUCACAGGACAGAAGUGGAAAAAGGAACGUCCUUUGGGAGAGCAAAGCCUUUUUGCAGUGCAGGUAGCCCAUACCAUGCUGCCAUAACAGCUGCUACAACCUCUCAGCCCUGUCAGUGUGUGCUAUGCAGCAGGUGCAGACUGUACUGCUGUUGACUCUUUACUCCAUACAGGCAAAGAUUGGCCAAGCUAGUGGCAGACCCAGGAUUAAUCAAGCCCAGACACACUCAACUGAGUGAGUAAUAACGUGGCUUGAAAAGUCUCAGUCACAUUGCCCUCAUGAUUACUACAAGAAUACCCACUGACAAACCGGUUCGCAUUUCCUUCAGUCUUAACGACUCUCCAGAUGAAUCAUCUACAGAGAAUGUCUUUCCCCUUGCGUUCCCAGAUCUAGAUCAGAGGCUUCAACCGCUUCCACCAUGUAACACAUCUAAAGAAUCGAUGCAAGUGUUUAAACAACAUUGUAAAAUUGCUGAGGAAUACCAUGAAGUUAAAAAGGAAAUUGCUCUUCUGGAGGAGAGAAAAAAAGCGCUGAUGGCCCGACUAGAUCAAGUGGAAAAGGAAAACGUAGAUGCUGAUCAUAUAGCUCUGGAAUACGAGGACCUGUCAAAAGAAAAUCAGAGCCUCAAUUUAGCUCACUCUCGCUGUAAAGAACAAUUAGAAAAACUCAGAAUACAGUAUCAAAAAAGGCAGGGUUCUUCCUAGCCAUUAUAUGAAUAAUACUAUCUGGUAAACAACAGAAGAUUAUCUGGUUAAAUGAAUACAUCUGUAUUUUUAUGACAAAACGUUGUAAUGUUGAUAUGCGUUACUGACCCAAAAUCCUCAGAAAUGUGAUGGGUGUAUAUUUUUGUAAGUGGAACAUCUUUAUUUUUAUUAUUUUUGUGUUGGAAUGAGACCAUAUUAUUUACAUAUUCUUUUUCUUGAAGGAUAGAUAUACAUCAAAUUUAUAUAGAUCAAAUACAUCAAAUUUUGGGCAAAAUUGACAGCUGUUUAACACAAUGUUAAGAUAGAUUUUUGUGAAUUUGUUAUAAUAUGUAAAAUGUGUUAAACCUUGUAGGGUAAUUAUGAUCUGAAUAAGCAGUUUUUUUAUGCAAGAGUUCGCUAACAAAUAAUAUAUUGAUAAUCCUGUUCCAGCAGAUAAUUAUUAGUGUGUUUUAAUUAGUCUGAGUGGAAAAAAUGUCUGAUUCAGUCUCAAAAUACAUAUUAUCAACUCGCCAAUUUGGCGUUUUUUUUAGAUAUCCAUCUGCAGAUUAAAACAGAUAAAGCUUCUGCUCAUAUUUAUUAUAUUAAAUCAAUCUGCUACAAUAUUAAUUGAGAUCUUGUCAUUUUCAUCUAUUUGUAUAGUUUGAUAAAGACAAAUUAUUUGGGGGAAAAUUAAAAUUAGCAACAAACUCAAACAUGUAAAUAGUAGUAAUAAUUGUAAAGGAUGUUACAAGGGAAAUUCUUCUGAGUAUUAAAAUGAUCUAUUUUUACUGAGAAUACAUGUAGAUCAUGUGCGCUUUAUUUUACAAGGAUAAAUAAAAUGAUGCUUGUUUGCAGAUAAAUAUUUGUUAGGUACUGAGUAAUGUUGUGCUUAUCAAUGAAAAAUCCUUCUUACAAUUCCAUUUAUGUAUGUUUUUUUUUUCCUAUUAAAACUGUAUAUGUAAAACUAA
Bombina bombina (fire-bellied toad) is the source of this 1800-nucleotide messenger RNA. It is a transcript of the gene MAP3K7CL, whose product is annotated as MAP3K7 C-terminal like. The record is from RefSeq and is a predicted model, not a curated record. Gene Ontology annotation, cellular component: cytosol; nucleus. Bases 428 to 853 code for a protein of 141 amino acids. The transcript is spliced from 5 exons. Lineage: Eukaryota; Metazoa; Chordata; Amphibia; Anura; Bombinatoridae.